Messenger RNA from Linum tenue, 3249 nucleotides. The record is from the annotation of a GenBank genome assembly. NCBI's taxonomy places the organism in Eukaryota, Viridiplantae, Streptophyta, Magnoliopsida, Malpighiales, Linaceae.
UAGGGUAUUUUUGGGUACCCUUAAGAGAGCGGAUCUGGUGACUAAGGGGGGGUGCUUAGUCACUUGGCUAAGCCCCCCCUAGCAAUUGGAUGUAGGAGGAUCAAUCUAACGGUGAAUAUUAGGGAAGGGAUUUUUAAAUACUGGGAGGGGCAAUUCUGGCAUUAAAAAAAUUUCAUUAAUUAUUUUUCCUUUUUAUUCUGGGAAGGGAAAAAAAUUCUGCUCUCGUCCUCCUCCCGCGAAACGGCCCGCCGUCCAAACUCCUCCCGCGAUCGACGAGGCGAUUCCGCCGAUCGGCGGGGCGAUUUCCCUCUUGCAAUCGACGAGGCGAUUCCGGCGAUUGGCGGCGCAGGCGAUUCCGGCGAGCGGCGGGGCGAUUUUCCUUCCGCGAUCGACGAGGCGAUUCCAACGAUAGGCGAGGAGAUUGCAGCGAUUGGCGAGGCGAUUUUCCCCCGCGAUCGACGACGGCGAGUUGCGAUUCUCCUCCAGCCAACGGCGAGGCGUUUUUCCAGAGAACGGCGAGGCGAUUUUCAAGCAACAGUGAUCACCGAGGCAAAUUGCUUUGCAUGAUGGAUUCUUCUCCGAUAACAAUGGAUGAAGUGGUUGAUGAAGCUAAUGAACAAAAAACGGGAGAAACUGGAACUGAAACAGCAAUGGAUGUAGAUGUAGAUGUUCAGAAAACAACAGUACAACGUGAAAUUGAUGAUGAGAUCAAAAUAAUACCAAGCAAUGAAGAAACGUGGAUGAACCUUCGCUUUGACACAAAAGAUCAUGGAUUGCUGUGGUACAAAUGCUAUGCACAUGAUAAGGGAUUUUCUGUUAGAGAAACAGGAGGGGUGAAGAGAACAAGCAACAACAAACCGUGUGAAGUUGUAAGAUAUUUUGGGGGCAGAUGCAAUAAGGAAGGUUGGCGACAAGGUAGUGCAAAUAAUCCAGCAAAUGACGACCAUGUUGACCAAAAACCUAGAAGCAGAAUCACCAAAGAGGAUAGAUGGGAUUGCAAAGCAGUGAUACGCUUCCAGCUUGAAGACAGUUCCCAAAAAUACUACAUUUCAAGCUGGUUAGACGAGCAUAAUCACAAGAUGAUCCCACCAUCAUCAAGACAAUUCAUGAGAUCAAAUAGAACGAUGAAUGAAGUGCAAAAGUUCUUGAUUGACAUGUAUCACAAAGCUGGAAUAUCGAUACAAUCAUCAUUUCAAGCAUUGUGCUUGGCUGCCGGAGGAAGAGAAAAUGUUGGUUUCACACAAAUGGACCACAAGAAUUAUAUCCGUACUAAAAGGCAAAAAACAAUGAAGUUUGGGGAGGCAACAAUGAUUUAUCAUCAUUUCAAAAGUGAAGCUUCAAUGGACCCAGCUUUCUUUUAUGAGAUCCAAGUUGACAUCAAUGAAGAAAUUGCAAGUAUUUUCUGGGCGGAUGGACGCAUGAGAAUGGACUAUUUCUAUUUUGGUGACACCAUCAGCUUUGACACAACAUACCGCACCAACAAGAAUGCUCGCCCAUUAGCUUUAUUUGUGGGCUUCAAUAACUAUAGAGAAUCAUGUGUUUUUGGUGCUGCCCUACUCUAUGAUGAGACAUCAGCCACAUUUGAUUGGCUCUUCAAACAAUUUCUCAUUUGCAUGAACGGGAAGGAACCGGGAGCUGUUUUUACCGAUCAAGCGACAGCAUUGUCGCGCACUUAUCAUGGGCUGUGCACAUUCCAUAUAACAAUGAAUGCAAAGAGUAAUGGGUUGUGGUUGUCACCAUUUUUGGAAGAGCUUUCCUUCUUGAUGUAUGAUUUGGAGACGGAGGAUGAAUUCGACUAUUAUUGGAAGAAGAUGCUUGAGAAUUGCUUCAACGAAGAAGAAGAAGAAGAAGGGAAGAAAUUAACAAGUAAGAUUGAGGCAUGGCUGCAAAACCUCCACAAAGUGAGAAGUAAAUGGUCAUCGGCAUGGCUGAAAGAUCAUUUUGCAUGUGGAAUGAGAAGCUCACAACUCAGCGAGAGUUGCAACAGCCAUUUGCGUAAGUAUCUCAAGUCAAAACUUACUUUGUGGGAGUUUUUUAUACAAUUUAACAACCUUCUUGAAGCCAAAAGACAUAAGGAGUUGAGAAAUGACUAUGAUGCAUUGAACACCAUUCCAUACUUGGUUUUCACAAACAGCGAGGUUCUUCAACAUUUUGUUACCAAAUAUACACAACCUAUAUUUGGGAACAUGCAAGAUGAAUACUCCAAGUCAUUCAAAUACCAUAUACGACCAAACAACUCCAAGGAUAUAGAUGGAAUGUUUGCAUAUGAGCUUCACAAACUAGAUCAGCAAGGAAAUCCUAUUGAUAAGAGGAUUGUUAUGGUUGACUUUGUGGAGCGUAAGCUGAUUUGCUCAUGCAAGAUGUUCGAGAAGUGUGGAUGGCUUUGUCGCCAUGUGUUGCGCGCAAUAGAUCACCUCGGCUAUGGAGGACACCCAGAAAUCCUGAAAAUUCACACACGCUACAUCUUAAAGAGGUGGACAUAUGAUGCAAAAUCUGGAGAUUUCACACUACCGGCAAUACAAGAUACAGCAGAGAGGGUGUACUGUUCAAGGGUGAAACAACUUACUGGAUCCAUGAAUUUGCUUGCAACACGCACUUGUAUGGAUGAUGACAUAUACAAGAUGCUUGAGGAAGGAAUGCAAGCAUUGAAGAUUCGUGCUGAAUCCAUGAUGCCUGCCAUGAAGUUUGGCCAGCCUAGCACAAGCACGGAAGCAGAAUUGAAUCCAACAAGUUCAGAGAGUGAACCACAUUGGGCGAAAGCAUUAAAAGUCAGGACUGAUCCAUUUAAAUCAAGGACAAGGAGGAAGAAUCGUAUUGAAAUCAUUCGAGAAAGGAGAAGACAGACAAAGUUACAAGAAAGGGCAGCUGAAGGAAAGUAAAUACAUGAUACCUGCCAUGAAAGUAAAUACAAGCAGCAGAAAUGGAAACAAAGUGACAAGGAGAAGGAGGAAGAUUCGUAGUGAAAUCAUUCAAGAAAGGAGAAGACAAACAAAGAAAGGAGAACUACUUGCCAUAUCAUAUAUUACUUGAUAGAUACAUAGAUAAAUUUGAGUGAUUGCAUAGAUACACAGAUAAACUGAAUAAUUGUCAUAUCAAACAGUUUGUACUCUUAGUAUGUUUUUCUUUUACAGUUUGUACUCUUAGUAUGUUUUUCUGUUCCAGUUUGUACUCUUAGUAUGUUUUUCUUUGACAGUUUGUAUUCUUAGUAUGUUUUUCUGCUCUGUUCUAUUACUUUGUAUGUUUCUCAUG